UCGAAUUUUUCAUUCACGGUUUUCAAAAAAAGUUCUAUUUCAUACCAGAGUAAUUAUUUAAAAAAAUGACCGCGCACUUGGCAAAUGUUUAUGCGUCCUUGUUACGAAGAUAUGGUGAAUCUUAUACACUCAUUUAUACGGAGCCUCCAUCCUAUUUAUCCAAGAUUGUUGGUUCGGAUGAUUAUGCUGGUAAAGUGGUGUAUUUUUAUAUCGAGGAUCGUAGCAAAAUUGCUAAUGCCUACGCAUCUCAAUCCAAUAUUCUCUUGAAAAACAACGAAGGCGUUAGUAAGGCUGUUGAUAUGGACCUCACAGGCAGUCCACUUAAGGACGAUUGUGUAGUAGAAGCUAUCGAAGAUAUUUCACUAAACAUAAGGAUAGACGUAGCAAAUCCAUGGCUCAUGCAAGAAGAAUGCCACAAAGGAAUUAACGUAGAGAAAGCACGUGCUAUCAUUUGUAAAGAGGAAUUUCAGAGUGUUGAUCCCGAAGCAACGGGCUCCAUUUGGAUACUCUGCAACGGAGCAGAUGCCGAGAAAACAUUAAUGUUGCAAUAUGACUUCUCACCAGGAUGCUUUAAUCGGGGUAUAGUCACCUGCCAAGGUAUAAUACCCACAUUCGAAGUAAAUACACAAUCGUUAAUGCGUCAGCAUUUGGCCCUCAUUACCCGAAGUACGACGGCACAAGUAGAAACCUAUAUAGAGAACACCUAUCAAAUUAAACCUCACAUAUCUGUACGCUGCAGUUGGUCUUCGACAGCAGCAUCACCUUCUUUGGUGGAUUUGACAUCAUGUGACGUUACUUUGCGUCAGUCCUUUUGUUUAAGCUCCUGCAAUGAAUUAACUGAAGAUUUUAUGAAUCAGUUGCGCAUAUUGACAGUAAUAAGAAAUGAUAUUAUCGCAUACAAGUGCAUAGACAAUGGUGACGCUGAUGGGCGUAAUGAAGCGCUGGUGUAUCGUUGUGGCUAUGGCAUCGACGUGGACGAAUUACGUGAAAAUAUCAGCAAAGCAGUUACGGAAAUUGCAGGUUUUGGUGUAAUUGACACCACAGAAAGUGGGGUAGAGUGCGAUAUUGAAGCAGUUGUGCAGCGUGUAAAGAUCAGGCGUCUUACUGAUCUCACCGACAAGUUGUGGGAGAUCUUGAAACGUUGUUCUUCAUAUAAAGACUUAAAAAUGGCAUUUACGAUGUUAUUUAAGUGUGCGGCCCACUGCAAUAUUGUGAAUACGCCCACGAACAAAAACCGACUGGCAGAAAUCAUUACCGAGGUUGCUAAUCGACGCUUGGCGAUUCCGUGUCUCACGGGCACCGAACCAUUGGAAUUAUUAUUGGAAAUUGGAUUGGAAAAGCUGUACAAAGACUACGAGCUCAUAUUUGAUGAAAGUAAAAUAUGCAGCGCCAACGAUUUAAAAAGCAAAAGUCUUUUUGAUUUACGCCACAAUGAUGAAAACGAGGCAAUGCCAAACGUUCGCAAAUCACUGCGAAAUGCUGUCCGUCCGGAAGUCGUGGCUAUGCGCAAAACACUGCUGCACAAUACAGCCAAGGGUGGUAAUAAAUUCAAAGACGAAGAUGCGGUAGGUUUUAAGAACAGCAACUUCGAUGAGAUGGACACAGCAGAACGUCUUGCAAAACUAUUGCAAGUACAUUGCGCACUGGAGCACUUACUUAUGAUACAUGUUAAUUUGAAUUUAAGCAACGUUUACAGUGAGGUUUGUGAGCAGCUUUUGAGGAAACCUCCACGGUUUCUAGAAAAUAUCGACGACAGUUUAGUAGAUGAAAUUGAGAUCUCUUUGUCAGCGCAUGAUGUGCGCGAACAUUUAGAGGGGAAAGACCCGCAUGUUCGUCGUGUUUCCAUGCGGUCGAAAAACAAAUUUCGGGAAGUAAAAUCUACUUUCUUUUACAGCAUGGACAAUAUCUGUCCACAGAUCAUAUCAGAAUGUUUCCAAUCAGAAGAGAAGGAAAUCAGUAAGGAGAGUACAUAUUAUAGUUGGCUUUAUCGCAAAAUAAAAACUCUACAUUAAUGAAACAUAUGGGUAUAUUAGUGAAUUUAUCGUAGUCAGGGCUCGAAUCUUAACAUCCGUUCACUGCUCGAAAACGAUUCGAAAGAAAAUUACGUGAUACGUCAGGCAGUGUAAGCUGAACGGGACAAAGAAUACGUUCACUUAUGUCAUAAUCCCAAAAAUGCCUUUUUAAGUGACGAGUAGUACUAUAUCGUAUGUGACGAUUCGAGCCCAGAUUUUCGUGAAUUCUACAAACAAAUGAUAAUUAAUAAUAAAUGGCAAAAUUUUAAUAUAACGCUAAAAA
Molecule: messenger RNA, 2295 nt
Organism: Rhagoletis zephyria (snowberry fruit fly)
Lineage: Eukaryota; Metazoa; Arthropoda; Insecta; Diptera; Tephritidae
Gene: Zwilch
Product: zwilch kinetochore protein
Biological process (GO): mitotic spindle assembly checkpoint signaling; protein localization to kinetochore
Cellular component (GO): RZZ complex
Source: RefSeq, a predicted model, not a curated record